Dipodomys ordii (Ord's kangaroo rat) is the source of this 1127-nucleotide messenger RNA. Its product is annotated as death domain-containing membrane protein NRADD-like. NCBI's taxonomy places the organism in Eukaryota, Metazoa, Chordata, Mammalia, Rodentia, Heteromyidae. Gene Ontology annotation, molecular function: coreceptor activity; death receptor activity; nerve growth factor binding. The transcript has 5 exons. The record is from RefSeq and is a predicted model, not a curated record. Gene Ontology annotation, cellular component: cell surface; plasma membrane. Gene Ontology annotation, biological process: Rho protein signal transduction. The coding region runs from base 352 to 1065 and encodes 237 amino acids.
GCGGAGGCCGGGCCCUCUUGCUCGCCCCGCCUCCUCAUUGUCCUCCCCACGCCCUCCCCGCCCAAGGCCGAACCCCGAGCCGGGUCUUUCCCCCAGCCCGGCCGGCCCGGCCCGCGUGGAUCCCGGCUCGGAGGGGCCAUCGCCGCCGCAGGACGAAGCUGGUCCAGCUGUGGGGUGAGUCAACGUGGACCGGGACAUCUCAGAGCAGGCCUGAGCUUUCCCAGUAUCCCUGCACAGACACAGCCAAGCUUCCCGCUUCCUCUCCUUGGUGCAACUCUACUUAUCCAAGAGAGAGCCCAGCAGGUGCUUUGCGCCGACUCAACGCUUCAUGUCUCCGGCCACAGCAAAGGCAUGAUGCAUACAGAUAAGCCCCUGAGUACACAGGACAUGGAUGAAGUAUGGGUAGGAACAGGGGAGGUUUUGUCCCCCAAUACCUCCUCCCCGUUCCCCCCUGAGCCUCCGGGGACCUCGGGGAGCAUCAUUCCUGUCUACUGCGCCCUGCUGUCCACCGUGGUUCUUGGCCUGCUCGCCUACGUGGUCUUCAAAUGCUGGCGCUCGCGCAAACACAGACAACAGCUGGCCAAAGUUCGGACGGCAGAGCUGGGGGUCCUGGACCAGAGGCCUGGCGAAGAGAGCACCAUCUUUCUGGACUCGCCUGGUGGAACAGAACCCAGCAGCCAUGCCCAAGGUAAAAGCCUCCUUCAUCUGGGAUCCCCCUGGGUCCCCCCCACCCCCCACGCCGCCCUGGGCCUCCUGUACCCCGACUGCCGACUUUACCUUCAUCUCCCCCGGAAGCAGCAAGAGGAAGUGGAACGGCUCCUGGAGGUGCCCGGUGAAGCUGACCAGGGCUGGCGGGCCCUGGCAGGGCUUCUAGGCUAUGAGGUUGAAGCUGUGGAGACCAUAAGCAGGAGCCAGGAGCCGGCCUAUACCCUGCUGAGGGACUGGGCGGCCCAGGAAGGCAGCCGGGCUACCCUCCGGGUGCUCCGCGAUGCUCUAGCUGCGCUACACCGUGAAGAUGUGCUGCAGGCGCUGGGCCCUUUGGUGGAGGGCGACUCUGUGGUAUGAGGAGGGGUCCUGCCCACCCGUUCUGGUGCUCCCUCUUUUCUACUUUUGUAUCCUGUAUUAAA